UCUCUCCCCGAUUUCGCUUUCUUGGUGCGGCCGGAAGAUUGAGUGGCGGCGUGAAGCGUGAGCCAGGGAAGCCAUGGCCAAGUGUUACCCGACCGUGAGCGAGGAGUACCGGAAAGCCGCUGCGAAAUGCAAGAGGAAGCUCCGAGGACUCAUCACCAAGAAACACUGUGCUCCGAUCGUCCUUCGACUGGCAUGGCACUCCGCUGGUACCUUCGAUGUGAAGUCUAAAUCGGGAGGUCCCUUUGGGACAAUCAGGCACCCUGCGGAGCUCGCUCGAGAAGCGAACACUGGAUUGGAUAUUGCCGUCAGGCUUCUGGAGCCGAUCAAGGAACAGUUUCCGAUCCUGUCUUACGCAGACUUCUACCAGUUGGCUGGGGUGGUUGCUGUUGAAAUUACUGGAGGGCCUGAGAUUCCUUUCCACCCCGGGAGACCUGACAAGAAUGAACCUCCCCCUGAAGGCAGGUUACCAGAAGCUACAAAUGGUCCCAACCGUCUAAGACAAGUGUUUGGUCAGAUGGGUCUUAGCGACAAAGAUAUCGUUGCCCUAUCUGGUGGCCACACUCUGGGUAGAUGCCACAAGGAACGCUCUGGAUUUGAAGGAGCCUGGACUACCAACCCUCUCAUUUUUGACAACUCCUACUUCAAGGAACUCCUUAGUGGAGACAAGGAAGGUCUGAUCAAGCUACCGUCUGACAAGGCUCUUAUUGAAGAUCCGGUCUUCCGUCCUCUCGUUGAGAAGUACGCUGCGGAUGAGGACGCAUUCUUCUCGGAUUAUGCAGAAGCUCAUCUGAAGCUGUCUGAGCUGGGAUUUGCGGAUGCUUAGUGAGGAGGCGAGAGGGGUGGCGCUGUCGUCUUGGAGGCUGUUUCCGAACUUCAUGUGCAUCUCUCUUGAUCGU
This is a messenger RNA of Rhodamnia argentea, 896 nucleotides long. Its product is annotated as L-ascorbate peroxidase 2, cytosolic-like. Gene Ontology annotation, biological process: cellular response to oxidative stress; response to reactive oxygen species; hydrogen peroxide catabolic process. Gene Ontology annotation, molecular function: peroxidase activity; heme binding. NCBI's taxonomy places the organism in Eukaryota, Viridiplantae, Streptophyta, Magnoliopsida, Myrtales, Myrtaceae. The record is from RefSeq and is a predicted model, not a curated record. The transcript has 9 exons. Bases 74 to 823 code for a protein of 249 amino acids.